GCAUCCUUCUAUGUUAGCUUAGAUAAGUACAUUCUAAGGAAAGACUCAAAACGUGAUAACAAUUAUUAUUAUUAUUUCUUUUAAGCAACAGCAAAGAUGGGGAGUCAGAAGAGUAAACUUCAGGAGGAAGGUUACAAGCUCGUAGAAGAAAAAGAAAAAUCCAUAAUUGCCACGAAAGAUGAUGAGACAUUUUACAUAAAGAAGAUACACAGGCAAGAAGUUGAUCAAUGGUUAGAUACAAACAUUGAAUCCCUCAAGAAGAUAAACCAUCCUAAUAUUUUGGAACUCAAGGCUAUUGAAUGUGAUGGGCAGAUGUGCUACAUAGUGAUGGAUUUCUGCCAUGGAGGAAGUCUUGCAGAAAAAAUCAAAGAAGGUGAUCUGACUUCUUCACAGAUACUGAGCUGGUUUGUUGAGAUCAUCGUGGCACUAAAAACCCUUGGUAAAAAUGGCUUUUUUCACAAAGACCUCACACCACAGAACAUAUUCUUCACCCAGUUUGGACUUGUAACUGUGGGGAUAUUAGGAAUAACCAGUGGAAGUUUGAGAUGCAAGCCAACCACCAAUUCAAAUAAACCAAUAAAUUACAAGCCUCCUGAAUAUUUCACCAAAGGGAGAUAUGUGGAAAAAAGUGACAUCUGGUCUGCUGGAUGCAUACUCUAUGAGCUAUGUACCAAAAAACCAGCGUUCUCUCAAGGUUUUGCAUCUUCAUCCCUCAACCUCAUCCCAAAGAUUAUAAGUGAACCCAACCCAGAACUCCCGAAAGUGUUCCCAUCAGAUCUUCGUCAACUUCUGAGGGAAAUGCUGGAAAAAAACCCUGAAGACAGACCAACAGCUGAUGAAAUCAUUGGACGUCCCUUUGUUCUUAUAUGUCUUCUUGAAAAGUGCAAAGCAACAGUGGAGAAGCUCCAGACCAAAAUAAAUGCACUAAGAGAUCUGGCUGAUGGUUUGGAGACAGUUCAUGAAAAGACCAGCAUUGGCAGUCUUGCUGGUGGAGUGAUCGGAGUAGUAGGAGGAAUCACAUCAAUUGUAGGGCUCAUACUGACCCCAUUCACUUUGGGAGCUUCUCUCAUUGUUACUGGCGUAGGUGUAGGGGUGGGUGCAGUUGGUGGAAUUACUGCUGGUGCCUCAAACAUCACUAAAAUGGUCAAACAGACUUCUCAGCGUGAAGCAGUUGACUUCAUCAUCAAAGAAAUUGAUCAGAAAACUAAAGCAAUUGUCACCUGGCUUCAGGAGAUUUUUGUAGGAAUAGAGACCAUAGACUCUAACAAUCAGCAAACAUUAGAAAAUGAUGGUUUUAAUAAUGAAACCCUGAAAAACGUAGGCUUUAGAGCAGGAAGAAGCCUAGGUUUUGUUUCAGAGGCUGUCCGACUUGGUAGAGUUUUAACCAUUGGUAAAAUUGCAGCACAAACAUCUAGAGUAGUGCGUGUUGCAGAGGUGGCAACAGGUGUACUAUCUGCUUUGUUUGUGGCUGUAGACGUCUUCUUCAUUGCCAUGGAUGCAAAAGAAAUCCAUCACAUCAGACAGGCAAAGGCUUCAACAGCCUCUGACCAAAACACAUUGCUGCCCAAUCCAGAGAAGGAAGACAAGUCUUCUGCAGUAGAAAAUAUUAAAUCAGAAAUCAUGAAAUUUGUCAUGUCAAUCAGAAACUCUGCAGAUGAGCUGCAAAAAGUUGUGGAUGAGCUGAAAAAUGUGAUGUCAACACUUGAGAUAGACCCAGAUGAAGAACAAGAGGGGAUAACACAAAAUUGUGCAUUUGGCUUAAAACCAAAGGCCUAA
Messenger RNA from Oryzias melastigma (Indian medaka), 1776 nucleotides. RefSeq lists its product as uncharacterized. Gene Ontology annotation, molecular function: lipid binding; protein kinase activity; ATP binding. NCBI's taxonomy places the organism in Eukaryota, Metazoa, Chordata, Actinopteri, Beloniformes, Adrianichthyidae. The transcript is spliced from 9 exons. Gene Ontology annotation, biological process: protein phosphorylation; lipoprotein metabolic process; lipid transport. Bases 97 to 1776 code for a protein of 559 amino acids. The record is from RefSeq and is a predicted model, not a curated record. Gene Ontology annotation, cellular component: extracellular region.